CGGAAAGACAAGCAGUCUCCGUCAAAACACCCACCCUUUGCUCAAAGAGCACCAGAAAGCAGGAGCUGCGAUCUGCGCCUUUUCUGGCUUUCUAAUCAAUCCCUGUGCGUCGCCGCCUGCGCGACUCUCCAGCCGCCAAAUUGGUCGCGGGCAUCCCUACCUCUUUACGAGCUCCGCUGGAUCGCAUCGACUUUCAAUAUGAACCCUUCUAUACCACCCUCAACGGCUGAAUACGGCGGAGAUGAGGUGUCUGCUAUCGUCCUAGACCCAGGAUUCUCCACGACGCGCGCCGGUUUCGCGGGAGAGGAUACGCCCAAGUCUCUGAUUCCGACAUACUACGGGAAAUAUCAGUCGGGAUCGGAAGAGAGAUACAUAUACGGCGAUGACAUCUACGUUACUCCUCGACCGGGAUUGUCGGUUCACAACCCCAUGAGCAGAGAUGGCGUCGUCGAAGAUUGGGACAUGGCGACCAAAGUGUGGGAAUAUUCGUUCACCUCGAGACUGACGGGGUCGAAGCCCAGCGACCCAUUGUCGAACGGACUCAACGAUGUCCAGAACGGCGAGCUCCCAGCAGAAAUGGAGGGCGUGGAGACGGAAGAGAAGCCUCUCUCAGACACCCCGCUUCUCAUGACGGAGUGCGGAUGGAAUCCUACGAAGGCGCGGGAAAAGACCAUAGAAAUCGCCAUGGAGCAAUGGGGAACACCGGCUUUCUAUCUGGCCCGGAAUGGCGUGCUAGCAGCCUUUGCAUCCGGCAAGGCGUCCGCCUUGGUGGUCGAUGUUGGCGCCUCUAACAUCUCAGUGACUCCCGUCCAUGAUGGAAUUAUCCUGAAGCGAGGCGUCCAGCACUCUCCACUUGGUGGUGACUACGUCUCAUCCCAGAUCCGGGCCCUCUUCAAGACCAACUCCCCCCAGCCGAUAACUAUCACGCCUCAUUAUCUCAUCUCGUCAAAGACCCCCGUCGAGGCUGGCCAGCCGCCGCAGGCAACCUAUAAGACUUUCCCUGCCGAUAAGGCUCCUGAUGCCUCGUACCGCUCGUUGAUCGAAGAACGUACCCUCACCGAAUUCAAGGAAUGUGUCGUGCAAGUCUGGCCCGGUCCAGGAAAGCUCUCCUCCACGGGUCCGAAUGGCGUCGCGAACGAAGAGCUUGCCAAGAGCACUCCAGGACGACCGUUCGAAUUCCCAGACGGCUACAACCAGGUGUUUGGCGCUGAACGGUACCGCGUCGUGGAAUCGUUGUUUGACGCCAAAGCCGCGAUUCCCGACCCUGAAUCUCCCUUCCCCGCGCCCACCCCCGCGCAGACGAUCCCCGAGCUCAUCAAGAACGCACUCAACGCCGUGGAUGUCGAUAUUCGACCUCACCUACUGAGCAACGUCGUCGUGACCGGCGCCGGAAGCCUACACUACGGUUUCACCGACCGUCUCAACCAGGAGCUAUUACAGGCAUUCCCCAGCCCAAGAGUGAAAAUCGCCGCUCCUGGAAACACCUCCGAGCGCAAAUUCGGUUCUUGGAUCGGAGGCAGUAUCCUCGCAAGUCUGGGUACUUUCCACCAGAUGUGGAUCUCGAAGAAAGAGUACGAGGAGCACGGUCCUAACAUUGUGGAUAAGCGGUGCAAGUAAUAAGCUUUCUUUUUUGCCCUUCUUUUCUGGUUUCUUUUAUCCGUUAUGUUAGAGGUUUUUUUUAGUGGGGUUUAUGGAAGUUAAAAAGCCUCUCUUGUUUCUUGUCCAGAUGUUGCGAGUGAUCCAUCAAAGAAUGAACGAUAACAAUGAAAAAAAAAGAGACACAAAAAAAAGGAAUAUUUAACGCUUUACAAAUGGGUAGGAUGUACUGUAUGAGUAAUAAUACCUUUGGUGACUGGUCGGCUUCAAAUAUCAAUCAAUUCAACUGAUAAACACCACUAGCUGUUGAACUUUUUCCUAGCAUGACUUCUACAGAGGUUGUGCGUACCUGUACGGGUCUCCGCCUGAUAUAUAGUUAUAUAUAUAAUUACUUACCAGCGGACAUUUUCAAGUAUAAUAAGCUGUUCAGGAUACUUACAUUGCAUUUUCCAUGA
This is a messenger RNA of Paecilomyces variotii, 2051 nucleotides long. RefSeq names its product actin family. The transcript has 3 exons. The record is from RefSeq and is a predicted model, not a curated record. Gene Ontology annotation, molecular function: chromatin binding. Gene Ontology annotation, biological process: regulation of transcription by RNA polymerase II. The coding region runs from base 199 to 1617 and encodes 472 amino acids. Gene Ontology annotation, cellular component: NuA4 histone acetyltransferase complex; SWI/SNF complex. Lineage: Eukaryota; Fungi; Ascomycota; Eurotiomycetes; Eurotiales; Thermoascaceae.